UCCUUUUCUGUUUUCAUCGCGUUUCCAUCAUCAGGUUUGUUUAUCUCUGGCCCAGCAGUGUGACGAUUUUUGCAUGAUUUGCAAGUGCGCUCCAUAUAUAUUUACGUAUAAAUAGUGCUCGGCAGUUGGUCGACGUCGUUGUGCAUGAAGCCCAGUCGUGAAAUGUAGCUACAAGUUUCCACAACCAGCCAGACGUGAUCGGAUUGAAUCGUGCAGGAAGAUUUGUGCCUACAAUUAGUGUGCUCCCAUUACAACAGAACCCUCCCGCCCCCGCCCCCCCGCGACCAUGGAUAUCGUGUACACGUCCGACAGCGGCGAUAGCGACGCGCGCGAGCAGAAAACCGUCGACUUUGGCCAUGCCAACAAGCGCCACCUGGACGAGGACCUGCUGCGCAUGUGCAAAACGAAAAAGCUGGCCGAAGACAUCGAGACGGUGCUGCUGAACCACAACAACCUGGCCGUCGUUCCGGCGUCGAUUGCCGAGUUUGAGAAUCUGCGCGUGCUGGACCUCAGCAACAACAGCCUCGACCGGAUACCGGAAGCGGUGAUGCAGUGCCAGCUGUCGACGCUGAUCGUCAAGAACAACCGGCUCGGCGACGACUCGCUGCCCAAGUCGAUGCUGGCCGCCGGUGCCACCCUGAAGGAGCUUAAUCUGAGCGGUAAUCGCUUCACGCAGUUUCCCGAGCAGGUCACGGAGCUGAAGGCGCUCAAGUAUCUGUACCUCGGGGGCAACCAAAUCACCAACGUAUCCAAGGACAUCUGGAAGCUGCAAAACCUGCAGCUGCUGUCGCUCGGCGGAAAUCUGAUCACCGAGAUUCCGGACACCGUCGGGCUGCUCAACAAUCUCCACGCUCUCGUACUCUGUGAUAAUCUGCUCGAGGCGCUGCCCCCGUCGAUCGCCCGGCUCGUGCACCUCAAGUCGCUGCUGCUGCACAAAAAUCAUCUGAAACAUCUGCCGCUGGACAUCAUAACCCUUAAGAAUCUUACAGAGCUCAGCCUACGUGACAACCCGCUGGUCGUUCGCUUCGUCAAAGACAUGACCCUCAACCCACCGACGCUACUGGAACUGGCCGCCCGUUCGGCGAAGAUUGCCUCCGUUCCGUACGGACCUGGCGAUCUGCCCCGGACGCUGAUCGAGUACCUGCAGACCGCCAACUGCUGUGUCAACCCCAACUGCAAAGGAGUAUUCUUCGAUAACCGCGUGGAACAUAUCAAAUUUGUCGACUUUUGCGGUAAAUACCGGAUUCCGCUGCUGCAGUAUUUGUGCUCUUCAAAGUGCAUCGACGACCCGGGUGCGUCGGUGUCGCAUGGCGAGGCCAGCAGCAGCAUGAUGCGAAAGGUUCUGCUCGGGUGAUUUGCAGCCGUGAACUGUCGCUAAUUUUCGUACUAAAUUGUGGUGGUAACUGGAGGCAGAAAUUUACGAAGCAAGCAACAAAUAUUGUUCAACAAUAUUCAACGCACACGAACACACACACACAGGUUUAUUCAUAUACAUAUUUACAAAUUCGUCUCUGUAGCUGGAUAACAGUGGCUAGCCUUUUUUUUUAAAACAUUGUGAUUUGGCUCAUAGAGCAGUAACGAGUCAAUUUUCGCCCCCUCCCAGAAGCAUAAUAAGAUGGUCGUUAAUAGGGAUGUGUACAGCCGUUGUUGGAACGGGAUGAUUUUAUUAUCGAGAAAUAAAAUUCUAUUGCUGUUCGAAUCGAA
Molecule: messenger RNA, 1704 nt
Organism: Culex quinquefasciatus (southern house mosquito)
Lineage: Eukaryota; Metazoa; Arthropoda; Insecta; Diptera; Culicidae
Product: leucine-rich repeat-containing protein 58
Exons: 6
Coding region: 287-1354 (355 amino acids)
Molecular function (GO): protein binding
Source: RefSeq, a predicted model, not a curated record